AUGGUCGGUCUCUUCCCGAAUUCAACGGCCCUUCACCAGGCCUUCCUUCCUACUUCGCCAUACUACAAGCCUGCUGCUAAGCCCGCCGAACAUCCUCAGAAGCGUCCCAUUUUCUCAGCGUGGAGCGCGGCGGAGACUGCCAAAGACAAGGCCAUUGAACUGAGCGGAGCUGCCCAGGCCGAGUAUGAGAAGGCGAGCCAGAAGGCUCAAGCUAAAACUGGAGGCAUUGAACUCUAUUCAGCCAAAUACUAUGCCGCGUGCACCGUGGGAGGCAUCCUAGCUUGCGGCAUCACCCACACAGCAGUCACUCCUCUCGAUCUGGUCAAAUGCCGCCGUCAAGUCGAUCCUAACCUCUACAAGGGCAAUUUCGAGGCUUGGAAGAAGAUUGGAAAAGCUGAAGGCAUCCGCGGUAUCUUUACCGGUUGGGGCCCAACUUUCAUCGGCUACUCUGUCCAGGGUGCCGGAAAGUAUGGCUUCUACGAAUACUUUAAACGACUUUACAGCCAGCUCGCUGGUGAAGAAUAUGCAGCCAAAUACAAGACCGUCCUGUACUUGACGGCCUCUGCGUCCGCCGAGUUCAUCGCCGAUGUUGGACUCUGCCCAUUCGAAGCUGUGAAGGUCAGAAUGCAAACCACCAUCCCCCCGGCCUUUACCGGGACCAUGCAAGGAGUAGCUUCAAUCACAUCCAAGGAAGGUGUUGGCGGGUUGUACAAGGGUAUCUAUCCAUUGUGGGGCAGACAGAUUCCUUACACCAUGAUGAAAUUCGCGUCUUUUGAGAAUAUUGUUGCUGCCAUCUACAACUAUCUCCCGGGCCAAAAGUCAGACUACAACAAAGGAGCCCAGACUGGCGUUGCCUUUGUUGGUGGUUAUCUCGCCGGUAUCCUCUGCGCAAUUGUCUCACACCCCGCCGAUGUCAUGGUCAGCAAAUUGAACGCGGAGCGCGCUCCUGGCGAGGGAUUUGGCGCUGCUAUGAGCCGAAUCUAUGCAAAGAUCGGAUUCAUGGGUCUCUGGAAUGGUCUCAUCGUGAGAAUUGUGAUGAUUGGAACGUUGACUGGAUUGCAAUGGAUGAUUUAUGACUCUUUCAAGAUCUUCAUGGGCUUUCCGACCACUGGAGGAGGCGACGAGAAGAAGGCCAAGGCAUAA
Molecule: messenger RNA, 1143 nt
Organism: Rhinocladiella mackenziei CBS 650.93
Lineage: Eukaryota; Fungi; Ascomycota; Eurotiomycetes; Chaetothyriales; Herpotrichiellaceae
Exons: 4
Coding region: 1-1143 (380 amino acids)
Biological process (GO): mitochondrial phosphate ion transmembrane transport
Cellular component (GO): mitochondrial inner membrane
Molecular function (GO): phosphate transmembrane transporter activity
Source: RefSeq, a predicted model, not a curated record